AUGUAUUAUCCGAGCUAUCUGUUCCCGCUCGUCAGUGGGGUUUUUGGAAUCCCAUUUUUAUGCUGGAUUAUUUACACACUUCAUUUUCAUCCACUGGCUAAAUACCCUGGGCCCUUUCUGGCGAAAUUUACCACCUUGUACGCGGCCUACCAUGGCUGGAAAGGAGACAUUCAUUUAGACAUAUGGGCUUGUCACCAACGUUAUGGCGAUGUUAUUCGCUACAAACCAGACUCAGUCAUUUUCAACACAGUCGAAGCCCUCCACCUCAUAUAUCGCCGUCCUGGUGGCAUUGUCAAGUCAAAGGUAUAUGAGCCUAUGGUGCAUCGCGCUCCAAACACUUUUACCAUUCGCGGUGGAAAGGAGCAUGCCAAACGCCGUCGAAUAAUGGCCCAGGGCCUGUCUGACAAGGCGCUGCGUGAAUAUGAGCCACGAAUCAUCCAACAUAUCGAUAAGUUUCUUCAAGUCAUGGUCGAAGAUUCAAGAUCGCCCGGUGAUUGGAGUGAGCCGAAGAACAUGGGACAAUGGUGCAAUUAUCUCUCAUUCGAUAUCAUGGCUGAUGUUGUGUUUGGGGCGAAGUACAACCUUCUGGGUGAACCGCGUUUCCGGUACGUUUGCGACGCCAUCGAUGCCUCCAAUGUACGCAUGGGAACCCUGGUCCAGGCAGGACGAUGGGGAUCGAUAAAGAUCGAAAAGUAUUUGUUCCGGAAGGCGAUUUUCGGUCGCAAUCGAUUCGUGCGUUUUGUUACGAAACUUGUCCAGAUGCGUUUGUCACCCACUUCUGUGAAUGAAGCGGAAGAUGUACCGGAUGUGUUCCAUCGCCUACGUGAUGCGAAAGACCCAGUCACCGGUGCUGGGUUCACCUUGGAUGAGAUCGCUGCUGAGAGCACAACACUCAUUGUAGCUGGAUCUGAUACGACAUCUACCAGCAUCUCCGCAGUGCUCUUUUACCUUUCACACCAUAAGGAUGUAUAUGACAAAGUUACUGCGGAGGUGCGCGGCAAGUUCAGUUCAGUCGACGAAAUCCGUUCUGGUCCCGCGCUUGCGUCUUGCCAAUUCUUACAGGCGUGUGUCAAUGAAGCAUUUCGUAUGUCCCCGGCUGUUGGAAGUUGUCUAUUUCGCGAGGUCGUGAAUAAUCCCAUUACAAUUGAUGGUCAGACAAUUCCGGCUGGUUAUGACGUUGGUGUGGGAAUCUAUUCCAUUCACCAUAGCUCGACAUAUUUUGAAACUCCGUUUGAUUUUGAUCCGAACCGGUGGCUCGAGGGGAAUGAGCAAAAGGAGACGAAAGAGAGCAUCGAUCGUGGCCUUGCAGUCAUGAACCCAUUCUCGCUUGGCACCCGUAGCUGCCUCGGCAAGGGAUUGGCCACAGUGGAAAUUCAUCUCAUGCUGGCCUUUCUGUUCUAUACCUAUGAUUUCCGGCUGGCGGAUGGGGCGUUGGGCAGAAUUGGAGAAGGAGGUCCUGGGGAGGGAAUACACCGUCACAGGGCUCAUGAAUACCAGCUGCACGAUCAUAUUACCAGUCAGAAGGAAGGUCCAUAUCUACAGUUUAAAGUUCGGGGGGCAGAAGUAAACGUUUUAGCGGUCGGAACUCUUAUACAUAGUCCAUAA
Penicillium manginii is the source of this 1605-nucleotide messenger RNA. Its product is annotated as cytochrome P450. Lineage: Eukaryota; Fungi; Ascomycota; Eurotiomycetes; Eurotiales; Aspergillaceae. The transcript has 3 exons. Bases 1 to 1605 code for a protein of 534 amino acids. The record is from RefSeq and is a predicted model, not a curated record. Gene Ontology annotation, molecular function: heme binding; monooxygenase activity; iron ion binding.